Nannizzia gypsea CBS 118893 is the source of this 1752-nucleotide messenger RNA. Its product is annotated as DUF1716 domain-containing protein. Gene Ontology annotation, cellular component: spliceosomal complex. NCBI's taxonomy places the organism in Eukaryota, Fungi, Ascomycota, Eurotiomycetes, Onygenales, Arthrodermataceae. The transcript has 10 exons. Bases 1 to 1752 code for a protein of 583 amino acids. The record is from RefSeq and is a predicted model, not a curated record.
AUGUCAAGCAUUGAUGAUAUUUUCAAGAAACCGUCCCACCCGUCAAAUAUUAAACGAAAGCUUGAACCGGCGCGGGAUCCCACUGAGAUAUACAAGGCCGCGAAGCUCGACGCGAACAGAGAUACAAUCAGAGGCAAAGAAGCAACAGUUGAAGAUGAAGAUGAUGAUGAUGGUGUUGCAGGUCCUGAACUUCCGCCAGACUUCGAAGAAGAUAUCCCAGAUGACGAAGAGGGUAGAUUUUUCGGAGGUGGUGUAACGAAGGACACCACCAAUGCCCUUGACUACAUUGACAAGCAUGAGAAUGAAGGGGCUUCGCCCCAGGUAAUCGACUCGGCAUGGUUACGACGUACUGCCUUGAAUUUUGAAAAGAAAGUAUCGAAGAAUGCUGAACUUCGGGUUAAAUUUGAAAAUGAUCCCCAAAAAUUCAUGGCUUCCGAGGCUGACUUAGAUGUCGAAAUCAAAGCCCUCUCGAUUUUAUCAGAGCAUCCGCAACUGUAUAAAGAGUUUGCUGAACUUGGUUGCGCUGGCUCACUGGUUUCCUUGUUAACCCACGAGAAUACCGAUAUCUCAAUUGAUGCGAUACAAAUACUUGGUGAGCUGAUUGACGAGGAUGUGGAAGCUGAAGAAGAUCAGUGGGAUGCCGUUGCAAACUCCAUGUUGGACGCGGAUAUUCUUGAACUUUUAUCACAAAACCUUACCCGAUUAAACGAGGAUAAUGAGGUGGACCGGUCCGGUGUAUAUCACAUACUAGAUAUCUUGGAGAGUUUGGCUUCGAGGCCAUCCAUCGCAGAUCGGAUUGGACAAGAGUCAGGCAUCAUGCCCUGGCUUCACAAGCGCAUAUCAAAGAAUGAAAGAAGAGUAUCCCAAAAUAAACAGUAUUCUACCGAGAUACUUGCCAUAUUACUACAAACCUCGUCAAAGAACCGACUACGAUUUAUCAGGUUAGGAGGAGUUGAUACAUUACUCCAGCUACUGAGUGUAUACCGAAAACUUGACCCCCAAAAGGAUUCCGACGAAGAAGAAUACUUUGAGAAUUUAUUUGACUGUUUGACCUGCGUGGUGGAUGAGGAUGAAGGAAAAGACAAAUUUAUUGAAGCGGAGGGAAUUGAGCUUGCACAGAUUAUGCUGCGAGAAGGCACGCUAAGUAAGCCACGGGCAUUGCGUGUUCUGAAUCAUACCCUUGGUGGACGAGGAGGGUUAGGGGCAUGUGAGAAGUUUGUUGAAGCUGGCUUGUUAAGAACAGUCUUUGGCAUGUUUAUGAAAAAGCAAGAUAAAUCGCUUACGGAACAUCUUCUGGGAAUCUUUUCAUCAUUGCUAAGGCUACUUCCUGGUGACACACCUGGGCGAAUUCGAACGCUAGCAAAAUUCGUGGAGAAAGAGUAUGAAAAGGUUGCGAGAUUGAUCAAACUACGGCGAGAGUAUAAGUCUAAGCUUUCCGCUGUAGAACAAGAUAUUAACCAGGAAAAGAGCAAUCUUGGUCAAGAUGAUCACGACGCGCUGGCGGGAGAAUGGCUAUCCCGCAGGCUUGAUGCCGGGCUUUUCUCUCUACAGACUAUAGAUGUAAUCCUUGCGUGGCUUGUCGCCGAGGAUGACGGUGCAAAAGCCAAAAUAAAGUCGUUGAUGGCAGAUCAAGAUGAGGAUUUGAGUGUAAUCCGUGCAACGCUCCAAGAACAGCUGAGCGGACUUGAUGACUCUGAGCCAGACUAUCAGGACACUAGAGAUAUGCUAGACACACUUAUGAGCUUUUUAUAG